AUGAGGGCUUCACGUUUCAAGGAAUGAGCUUGACACACAGCGUCUGCCCUCCCAACAGCUCACAGUUUAGUCAUCAGACUAAUAUAUAAACAACUACUCCUAUUAUCUUAGUGAAACCUUAAGAAUGGAGUCUAAACCUUCAAGGAUUCCAAGAAGAAUUUCUGUUCAACCCCCCAGCUCUUUAAGUGCUAGGAUGAUGUCUGGAAACAGAGGAAGUAGUUUAAAUGAUACCUAUCACUCAAGAGACUCUUCAUUUAGACUGGAUUCUGAUUAUCAGUCUACAUCUGCAUCAGCAGCUGCAUCUCCAUUUCAAUCUACAUGGUAUAGUGAAUCUGAGAUAACUCAGGGUGCACGCUCAAGAUCACAAAACCAGCUACGGGAUCAUGAUUCAAAAAGACCUAAACUUUCCUGUACAAACUGUACAUCUACCUCAGCUGGGAGAAAUGUUGGACAUGGUUUAAAUGCAGUAUCAGAUUCUUGGAGACAUAGUCAAGUUCCCAGAUCUUCAUCAGUGGUACUUGGAUCAUUUGGAAGUGACUUAAUGAGAGAGAGGAGAGAUUUAGAAAGGAGAGCAGAUUCCUCCAUUAGUAAUUUUAUGGACUAUAGUCACCGAAGUAGUGAUUUCACAACUUCAUCGUAUGUUCAAGACAGAGUUCCUUCUUCAUAUUCACAGGGAGCAAGACCAAAAGAGAACUCAGUGAGCACUUUACAACUGAAUACAUCAUCCACAAACCAACAAAUGCCUUCUGAACGCCAGACUGUACUGUGCUCUAGGGAUUCUAGUAGAAAUUCUGUAAGAUCAAAUUUUUCUCCAAGAGAAUUGGAGUCUCUCCAAAGCAAUACACAGCCUGGAUUUUCUUAUAUUUCAAAUAGAGGUGAAACCUCAACCAUAAGCAAUUCAGAUAGGAUUGGUUCAUCUCAAAGAUCAUUUCAAGAAUCUUCUGACAAUGAAGGUAGACGUACUACAAGGAGAUUGCUGUCACGUAUAGCUUCUAGCAUGUCAUCUACUUUUUUUUCACGAAGGUCUAGUCAGGAAUCCUUAAAUACAAGAUCAUUGAGCUCUGAAAAUUCAUAUGUUUCUCCAAGAAUUUCUUCACAGUCUCGUAAUGCAGCAUCAACUUCUGACGUUCUUGAUAAUAGGGCAUCUGAAGCUUCUCAGGGAUUUCGAUUUCUUAGGCGAAGAUGGGGUUUGUCAUCUCAAAAUCAUAGCACUGAGCCAGAUUCAGAAAAUUUUAACCAAGAAUCUGAAGGUAGAAAUACAGGACCCUGGUUAUCUUCCUCACUUAGAAAUAGAUGCACACCUUUGUUCUCUAGAAGGAGGCGAGAGGGACGAGAUGAAUCUUCAAGGAUAUCAACUUCUGAUACACAAUCUCGAUCUCAUAUUUUUAGAAGAGAAUCAAAUGAAGUGGUUCACCUGGAAGCACAGAGUGAUCACAUUGGGGCUGCUGCCAACAGAUCACAAACACCUGCAGCAUCGAGCAGUGCUGCUACAGGUGGCUCCAUGUCAGAUUCGGCUCGCAGUGGAAGAAACACAGGAAUGACAGGGAUCCUUCCUGGUUCCUUGUUUCGAUUUGCAGUCCCCCCAACACUUGGAAGUAAUUUGACCGAUAAUGUCAUGAUCACUGUAGAUAUUAUUCCUUCAGGUUGGAGUUCAUCUGGUGGCAAAAGUGAUAAAACUAAAAGUGCACCUUCAAGAGACCCAGAAAAACUGCAGAAAAUAAAAGAGAGCCUCCUUUUAGAGGACUCUGAAGAAGAAGAAGGUGACUUAUGUAGAAUUUGUCAGAUGGCAGCUGCAUCAUCAUCUAACUUGCUAAUAGAGCCAUGCAAGUGCACAGGAAGUUUGCAGUAUGUCCAUCAAGAGUGUAUGAAAAAGUGGUUACAGGCGAAAAUUAACUCUGGUUCUUCCUUAGAGGCUGUGACUACCUGUGAACUCUGUAAGGAGAAGUUACAGCUCAACCUGGAGGACUUUGACGUCCAUGAACUGCACAGAGCUCAUGCAAAUGAACAAGCUGAGUAUGAGUUUAUCAGCUCUGGUCUCUACCUAGUUGUGUUAUUGCACUUGUGCGAACAAAGCUUUUCUGAUAUGAUGGGAAAUACAAGUGAACCAAGCACACGGGUCCGAUUUAUUAACCUUGCAAGAACUCUUCAGGCACAUAUGGAAGAUCUCGAAAGCAUCUGUACAACAUACCAUCUUCUCAAAGUCCUACAACCUCCAUGGUGCUUCAUACCAGGUGGACGCAGAUACUGGUGGCUCUGGAAUAGUUCCUGGGACUCCAAGAUUACCCUGUUUAGUACUUUUUCACCCAAAGCAAGUGGCUCCCCAUGAUCAAAUUUGAAUGCACUCUUUGAAGUGUUUUAAAAUAUGUAUUCUCUAGUUGAUUACCUUCUAUAUCAUCUUCAAAAUACUUGAAAGUGUUGUCUGUAGUGUGCAUAACAUUUUCAUCUUUAGCAAGUGUUCAGCAUCUUUUGAAAUAAGGUUUGAGGGGGAUUUAGUUCUCAUAAGAACUUUUUAAUUCUUUGAUUACUCUAAGAUAUGGAUUUUUGUCAUUCUGUGCUAUUUUUAAGUUUUAAAAAGAGUAGAGGUACAACCAGAUAAUGCAUUUUUAGAAUUUAGUUAGUAUGUGUAAAAAUUGUAUAUAAAAGAGCCAAAUGGUAUAUGAAAUGGGAUGUAAAUCUUUUUUCCUUUAUAUCAUCUUAUCCCUUUUUUUGUAAAUAGUUUAUACUUUAUCAGAUAUAAUUUCAGUGAGUAUUUUUCCCAGAUUGUUUGUCUUUAUUUUUUUUAAUUCUCUUUUAUAAUUUAGCUCCCUAAACAUAAGUGUCAACUCCUAAACAUGAGAGAGAGGAAAAAAGAUGGAGGUGAAAUAUACUCAAACUCAGCUGAGAAUGAGAGAUAUUGUGGGUGCUACAAGUUAACUACCAAAUAAAUACCAGCAUAUUAACAUUCUGAACAUGGGUUCUGACCGAAUUUUCACCUGUGGAGUAAAUAAAAUAGAAAACAUAAGUUCUUUACAAAGCAAUUUACUUUUAGUUUGCUACUGCCCCAUGAUACAGCAUAAAACUUAACCCUUGUGUUUAUGCAUUCAUGAGCUUUAUGCUUGGUAUCAUUUAAGUUUUCUGCAAGAUCAACGAAUAGACUGAGAAACUGUACAUGUAGCAUAGUUUUCUGGUGGAAGUCAUUUGCUGGGUACUCUUAAAUCCACCAGUGUUAACACAAGAAGAGUAAAUGCCCUUGAUAAUAGGGGAAAUGCUAGUUCAAUGUUUAUUUUAGUGAACUUCCAUUUUCCUCAACAUGCAGAGCAGUUUACAGAAUACUUAUGUUCCUCCUAAAGACAUUACAGGAUGUUUCAUAUUAAAUUGUUGAACCACUAAUGACGCUAAAAUAAGUUGAGGUCCGAAAUAUUGCAAAAUGAUAAGUUUCUGGCAGUGUGGAGUUAUAGGAGUAAUUUCAACAAAAGGUUUUUACUGAAUCCAAUUAUUUUAGUUUAGGCUGUGUCUAUAGAUAACUA
Messenger RNA from Myotis myotis, 3506 nucleotides. It is a transcript of the gene MARCHF7, whose product is annotated as membrane associated ring-CH-type finger 7. The transcript has 10 exons. Gene Ontology annotation, biological process: protein autoubiquitination. Gene Ontology annotation, cellular component: nucleus. NCBI's taxonomy places the organism in Eukaryota, Metazoa, Chordata, Mammalia, Chiroptera, Vespertilionidae. The record is from RefSeq and is a predicted model, not a curated record. Gene Ontology annotation, molecular function: ubiquitin conjugating enzyme binding; zinc ion binding; ubiquitin binding. Bases 125 to 2326 code for a protein of 733 amino acids.